Psilocybe cubensis is the source of this 2085-nucleotide messenger RNA. RefSeq lists its product as uncharacterized. The transcript has 4 exons. NCBI's taxonomy places the organism in Eukaryota, Fungi, Basidiomycota, Agaricomycetes, Agaricales, Agrocybaceae. The record is from RefSeq and is a predicted model, not a curated record. Bases 1 to 2085 code for a protein of 694 amino acids.
AUGGCUUCAUCUACUACCAUCUCCCAGUUGACUCCACUGUUAUCGACGACGCCCUAUUUGCUUGCAUAUGCGCUACCUCUACUUCUGCUUUCGCUCAUACUCACAUUUUCCGGCACAUUUCUUACCCUUGAUCGUUCAAGAUCGUUUCCCCCAACAGAUGGCGCAGUGAAAGGUGGGAAAGGCUACGCUGCUCUCCCGAAGCCUGGUACAUUGUCCUUGGAAAAAACCAAGAAAACUCUCAGAAGACUUCAUUGGAUACUGGAGGGAGGAAUUGGUGGACUAGCUGGAGGAUACGUUUUUGGCUUGCAUUUCGCCACCGCCCUUGCCAUUUUGAUACCAGCAACGACUGCAUCCGCCACAUUGUCGCCUAAAGCAUUUCUCGCGAUCUGGAUAUUAACUUGCGCCGUCACCACACCCCUCGCAGGACGCUACUGCUAUAUCGCAUUCUUUUUCUUCGGCCUCUCUGGCGGAACCCUGUUUGCCCUAGCACUCUCCAUCAUCAUUCACCCCUCCCUACUUUCGCGCGUCAUCCUCGUCGGUAUCUUUCUGCCUCUUUUCACGCUUCUCGUUCUGUUCACCGCAAUCGUUCCGAUCCCACGGCUCACCGCGAAAUUCCUACAUCCUGUUCUCCGAUUCUGCACGGCGUCCACCGGAUCCUUUGGGAUCGUUCUUUCCAUCGCUCUUCUACUCAAACCACAAGCAGAGAGCUGGGCAAAUGCAUGGGAGAGGUUCUACAUGGAGAAUGCCUCCAUGGAUGGUUAUAUGUGGGGGUCUAGUCAAGAGCAGGGUUUGAGCGCAGCGUAUGCCGUGUUCCUCUUCAGCGGUAUAGCAGUUGAUUGGGCUCUGAGAAGACGGAUUGGUGAAUGUCCAGACGAGAAAUGGGACAAGUACCUCGCACAGUAUGCAGCCAACCUUCCAAAUCGACCGGAUAGGGCUGGAACAUUCCAACCGCUCACAACGAUUUGGGACCGUCUCUUCCCUCCUCCCUCGCCAGUGGUGCCCUUCGAGAAGGAGGCUAUGUUUGGGAGCGAAGUCGAUGUUAAGACAGCAGUGCCCGAGCCUCUGCCUGUGACGAUGCAUAAUAAAUCCCCCGGGAGACUCGAGCGAGGGAUGGAACUCACCAGCGUCCCAGCAAGCACCGAACUCCUUAGGAAGAAGCGGUCCAAAGCUCACCGUGGAGGCGGAUGGCGGAUGGCCGGUGUGGAUGGAGAGAGGAAGGAGCGCAAGCCUGUCAAGUUUGGAGAGACGAGUGACAGUUCUGACUCUGACUCUGACGAUGAGACGAAGAAGGCAUCGAGCUCGUCAUCCCCCGCGUCAUCCCCCGUUCUGCGCUCGCACCACCCGGAACGCAAAUGGACUCUGAUGGACGCCCGCCAUUUCACGUCGUCGUCGUCUACACCCACGCUUGUAGGCCUUGCUGGCAAGAACACCACCUCGUCCUCGUCCUCUGACCCCCGAAUUGAUAGUCUUAAUAAACUCGACUACGACAAGGAAAUUGCGCAGCUCAAGAUGCAACGCAAGAAGCUUGGUGUGGAGGACGACUGUGAUGACCUCGACUACUCGGACUACGACGAUAAUCUCGCCGCGCGGCCCAUUCUUUUCAGGACACGGACGGUUGAGGAGACGGAGUGGACCCCCGCGUUUUUGACGAGGCACCAGAGCGCGCGGCGUGCUGAGCCUGGUCAUCUGGCUGCGCCUGCACCGGUUCCUGCGACGCCUUCGUUGAUCAAGGCUAUUGAUCGCCUAGCUAUGGCUCAGCGAGAGGCGUUCGGGAAGGCGUCGAAUUCUACGCCUGUCACGCCACCUGCGACUUCGCCCGUUGCCGCUGCGCCGACAAAAGCACCUGCACCAGCGUCGGGGAAAGCAGAGUCGAAUCCCAAACCUGAGUCGAAUGCGAAACCUCCUCGACCUCCGCGGUCCGCUUCGAGGAGCCGUUCUACUUCCCAAGCACGUCGUCAGCAGCAUGUGUCCCCAGAGGACGCUGAGAUGGGUGCCGCUGUCCAACUUGAUGAGCCCAGUAACUCAGAGAGGUCCCCGCGAUGGGAAGAGUUCUGGCGCGAGGUACGAGUCAAGGCGCAGACUUAG